CUAUAAGUUGCCGUUGCUCUCAGCCUCUGCAGUGCCUGCUGCCAGUGGUCUAAACUUGGAGUGUCCUGCCGCGUUUGGAGAGUUUGAGGAGUCAUCGCCAGCACCUGACCAUGGCCGAGGAGCUGGUUCUGGAGAGAUGCGACCUGGAGCUGGAGGCCAAUGGCCGUGACCACUACACGGCAGACCUGUGUGAGAAGAGGCUUGUGGUACGGCGGGGCCAGCCCUUCUGGCUGACGCUGCACUUCGAGGGCAGAAACUACGAGGCCAGCGUGGACAGCCUCACCUUCAGUGCCGUGACCGGCCCAGCCCCCAGCGAGGAAGCUGGAACCAAAGCCCGCUUCCCACUGACCGAUGUUGUGGAGGAAGGUGGCUGGAAUGCCUCGAUGGUAAACCAGCAGGACAAUGUCCUCUCAUUGCAGCUCAGCACCCCAGCCAAUGCCCCCAUCGGACUGUACCGCCUCAGCCUGGAGGCCUCCACCGGCUACCAGGGCUCCAGCUUCAUGCUGGGCCACUUCGUCCUGCUCUUCAACAGCUGGUGCCCAGCGGAUGCUGUGUACCUGGACUCCGAAGCGGAGCGGCAGGAGUACGUCCUAACCCAGCACGGCUUCAUCUACCAGGGUUCAGCCAAGUUCAUAAACAGCAUACCUUGGAACUUUGGGCAGUUUGAAGACGGGAUCCUGGACAUCUGCCUGAUGCUCCUGGACGUCAACCCCAAGUUCCUGAAAAACGGUGGCCGUGACUGCUCCCGCCGCAGCAGCCCCAUCUAUGUGGGCCGAGUGGUGAGCGCCAUGGUCAACUGCAAUGACGACAAGGGUGUGCUGUUUGGGCGCUGGGACAACAACUACCAGGAUGGCAUCAGCCCCAUGUUCUGGAUCAGCAGUGUGGACAUCCUGAGGCGCUGGAAGAGCUACGGCUGCCAGAAUGUCAAGUACGGCCAGUGCUGGGUCUUCGCCGCCGUGGCCUGCACAGUGCUUCGGUGCCUCGGUAUCCCCACCCGAGUCGUGACCAACUAUAACUCGGCCCAUGACCAGAACAGCAACCUGGUCAUCGAGUACUUUUACGACGAGUAUGGGGCGUUCCAGCGUAAGAGGAGCGAGAUGAUAUGGAAUUUCCACUGCUGGGUGGAGUCGUGGAUGACCAGGCCAGACCUGAAACGGGGGUACGAGGGGUGGCAGGCCAUCGACCCCACGCCCCAAGAGAAGAGUGAAGGGACAUACUGCUGUGGCCCGGUUCCAGUGCGUGCCAUCAAGGAAGGUGACCUGAGCACCAAGUACGACGCGCCUUUUGUCUUCGCGGAGGUCAAUGCCGAUGUGGUGAGCUGGAUCCAGCAGGAGGAUGGGUCCGUGCACAAGUCCGUCAACAGCUCCAUGGUUGUGGGGCUGAAGAUCAGCACCAAGCGCGUGGGCCGUGACGAGCGGGAGGACAUUACCCACAACUACAAGUACCCAGAGGGGUCCCCAGAGGAGAGGGAAGCCUUCAAGAGGGCCAAUCACCUGAACAAGCUGGCUGAGAAAGAGGAGACGGGGAUAGCCAUGCGGAUCCGUGUGGGCCAGAGCAUGGCAAUGGGCACUGACUUCGAUGUCUUCGCUCACAUCACCAAUAACACCGCCGAGGACCACACCUGCCGCCUCCUGCUCUGUGCUCGCACUGUCAGCUACAACGGAAUCCUGGGGCCCGAGUGUGGCACCGAGGACCUGUCCGAUCUUACCCUGGAGCCCUACUCCGAGAAGAGCAUUCCCCUUCGAAUCCUCUAUGAGAAGUACUGUGACUGCCUGACGGAGUCGAACCUCAUCAAGGUACGGGGCCUCCUCAUCGAGCCGGCUGCCAACAGCUACCUGAUGGCCGAGAGGGACAUCUACCUGGAGAAUCCAGAAAUCAAGAUCCGGGUCCUGGGAGAGCCCAAGCAACACCGCAAGCUGGUGGCUGAGGUGUCCCUACGGAACCCACUCACCAUAGCACUGGGAGGUUGCACGUUCACCGUGGAGGGGGCCGGCCUGACUGAGGAGCAGAAGACCGUGGAGGUCUCAGACCCCGUGGAGGCAGGGGCAGAAGCCAAGGUGAGGGUGGACCUGCUGCCCCUCCACGUGGGCCGCCACAAGCUGGUGGUGAACUUCGAGAGUGACAGGCUAAAGGCCGUGAAGGGCUUCCGGAACGUCAUCGUUGGCCCCCCCUAAGGGACGCCUGUGCCCAGCCCCACCUCAGCCAGCCAAGAGCCCACAACUUGACCCCCAAUCUUUAUCCCAAAUUAAUGAGCAAAAUUUCCCCCCUUUGAGUCCCAGACCCCAGGUCAGGGGUAGGCUGCCUACCCCUGGGAGGGUGGGGGAGUUAUUUGGAAUAUAAAUACUUCUGGCCCAUCUUGUCCCCUGAGCCUGGUUCCCAUCCCCCCUUUACCUGUAAGGAAUGUUCUGUACCUCCACAUGGGAGACUUGACCUUGGCUGACUGGGCCUGGGGAGGUGGAGGAGGGACCCACGCCUCCCUGUCCAGCCCAGAUGUCAUUUGGAAAGCUACUGACCACCCGCCAUAUUGUCUGAUCUACUCCGUAGCCCCUAGAAGCAAGCAAAAAAGAGACAGUGUGUCCUUCGGCUGACUCAAGGAACUCAACACCCCACAUGCCCUGCACCCCUACCCCAGACUGUGCCCAAGCCCCAGGGGCCCUUGGGAUAGACAGAGCAGGUAGGGAUGGGAGGGUCCCUGAUAUAGGCCAGGCUUAAGCUUCUCCCACAUCCCAGAAGCUCUGGCCCACAGUCCCCUACCCUCCUCACUAUGGCGAGGCACGUAGUAUGUGCCAGGUGCUUCCUGUAGUUGCUGGUGCUCACGCGGCCACCAACCCAUUUAAUCACCACAGGAACCUGCAGAGUGGGAGCUGCUUUCACAGUGAGGGGACUGAGGCUUGGCGAAGGGCGGUGGUUCAUUUCACACCGGCUAGCUCGUGGAUAUUUGCAAGUCUGGGUAUUGUGAAGGCAUGAGAACAGAGUCUGGGCCGUCUGACUCCAAGUCCAGCAUCCAAUUCAUGACACCAGACUUGACCUGAGAAUGUCAGAGAGGCCAUGUGGGACCAGCCCUGGGCUGGAGCCCCAAGACCGGCCAGCCACUGCCUUCUUCUCCUCUCUGGGCCUCGGUGUCCUUUUUGGUCAGUGGAGAGGUUGAUCCAGUUCAUCUCCAAGGCCCUCUCGCUCUGCAACUCGGAUGCUUUGUAUGACCAAGUCUUGCAAAUGCCAGCGAGUCUUAUUCCCUGGCUCCACAGAGACUUAGGCCAAAGACCCAGGAUGUUUCUGAAAGUGAAACCAUGACCAUGAUCACCAUUCUGCCCCCCGCCCAGUGCAGGUCCCCCACCUUCCUUCAAAUCCCAAUUCUAGGGGAAAAGAGCCCCGGAGGCCCCUGUCCUCCCCGUGAGCCCACCCAUCGCAAUGCUUAGACUUCACAAGUGCCUUAGCUGCCUGUCCUGGUCACUAACCAACAAGGUUGGCACCUCAUCCACCGACUUUUUGCAGGACCAUGGCCUUGGAACACAGCCCUUGCCCCUUAGUAAGCUUGGAGAGCCCCUGAGUUGUCAUCUCUGAGUUCAUCCCCCACACUCCGCAUGUGACUAGGCCCCCCUCAUUCUGGACGAGGGAGAUAAGGAGCAUUCUCUAACUGGGGUGGGGUCACAGCCUCCAGGGCCCCCAAAAGCCCAGAGAGGGACUUGGGGAAAGUCAUACUGAUGCACUUAGAACUUUCUGCUUUGCACAGGGAAGAAUCACAAAAUGAGCCAACACGUAUGUUCCUAUUAUAAAUAUUGCUCUAUUUCUCUAUGGUUUUAUAAAAUGCUUUGGGGUUCCAAGCAGACAGUAGAUAUGCUUUUGAGCCACAAGUAGUGAGCACUGAAAUAAAAGAGUUUAUUUUUCACAUUCAAA
Molecule: messenger RNA, 3894 nt
Organism: Hipposideros armiger (great roundleaf bat)
Lineage: Eukaryota; Metazoa; Chordata; Mammalia; Chiroptera; Hipposideridae
Gene: TGM2
Product: transglutaminase 2
Exons: 13
Coding region: 111-2174 (687 amino acids)
Biological process (GO): peptide cross-linking
Cellular component (GO): mitochondrion
Molecular function (GO): protein-glutamine gamma-glutamyltransferase activity
Source: RefSeq, a predicted model, not a curated record